AUGACGACGAGCCUGAAGAAGAACCGGAAGAAGCGCGGGCACGUGUCGGCGGGGCACGGUCGCAUCGGCAAGCACCGGAAGCACCCGGGAGGUCGCGGUAACGCCGGAGGCAUGCACCACCACCGCAUCCUCUUCGACAAGUACCACCCGGGCUACUUCGGCAAGGUCGGCAUGCGCUACUUCCACAAGCUCCGCAACAAAUUCUACUGCCCCUCGGUCAACGUCGAGCGGCUUUGGUCGAUGGUGCCCGCCGACAAGGCAGCCGAGGCGGCCGGCGGGGACAAGGCCCCGCUCCUGGACGUGACGCAGUUCGGCUACUUCAAGGUACUCGGCAAGGGGAUGCUGCCGCCCAAGCCCAUCGUCGUCAAGGCCAAGCUUAUCUCCAAGGUCGCCGAGAAGAAGAUCAAGGCUGCCGGGGGCGCCGUCCUGCUCACCGCAUAG
Miscanthus lutarioriparius is the source of this 441-nucleotide messenger RNA. The record is from the annotation of a GenBank genome assembly. NCBI's taxonomy places the organism in Eukaryota, Viridiplantae, Streptophyta, Magnoliopsida, Poales, Poaceae.